Zerene cesonia (dogface butterfly) is the source of this 2262-nucleotide messenger RNA. RefSeq names its product N6-adenosine-methyltransferase MT-A70-like protein (gene Mettl3). The transcript is spliced from 13 exons. Bases 203 to 1918 code for a protein of 571 amino acids. The record is from RefSeq and is a predicted model, not a curated record. Gene Ontology annotation, molecular function: mRNA m(6)A methyltransferase activity; mRNA (2'-O-methyladenosine-N6-)-methyltransferase activity. NCBI's taxonomy places the organism in Eukaryota, Metazoa, Arthropoda, Insecta, Lepidoptera, Pieridae. Gene Ontology annotation, cellular component: nucleus; RNA N6-methyladenosine methyltransferase complex.
AGACUAUGUCCAUGACUAUGUCAAUGCGUUAUUAUGUUUACAGAAUACAAAACUUGUGCUUUUAUAACUUUUAAAGUAAAUAUUGUUUUUAUCUAGAUCCUCCAUUAGUAAAUUCAAUCUAUUUUGAAUUAAACCAUCUAAUUAAAAAUGUUAUGAUUUAUGCAUUAAAAUAAUAUAAACAACGCGAACGAAAACAAUAAUCAUGUCGGACGCUUGGGAAGAAAUUCAAGCGGUGAAAAGUAAACGAAAUAGUCUGAGAGAAAAACUGGAAAAACGUAAGAAAGAACGGCAAAGUAUCCUAGGUACAACGUUAAUAACUGACAAAAGCGAAGGAUCGCCUAGUAACAAAGAAAAGAGUGUCUCAAGCCCGGCAUCAAAAUCGGAAGCUUCACACGAGAAGCCCAAACUCCCGAUUCCCCCUGCAUCUUUAGAAGUGCAGCUCUUGCAAGUGCUAUCAGAUAUGCAGUUGCAGUUGCCAGCUACAGCGAGUGCAUUGCUCCCCGGUCUCGGAGAUGUAGACACUGGUAUUGUUGCUAGUUUGUUGCAGAAAUUUGCCACACAAAAGUUAAUUACAAUAAAAGAAAGAACAGAGAGCACCACAGAUGCAAGUAUAGAAGUAGUCAGUGCUGAGUCGGUUAGACUUGCUGCCGUGUUGGCAGCUUUAAUGGAAGAACAGAAUAACACUAAUAAAAGGAAAGGUGAUGGGACUACAGAAGAAAGACCCAAGAUUAAAGUUUCCAAAUCGAAUACAGAUGAGAAGAGAGCUGGUAAAGGGGACACUGAUAUAAUGUCACUCUUAGCCAUGCCAUCAAGUAGAGAGAAAGCUGUGAAAAGAGUUGGAGAAGAGAUAAUGGAUCUAUUAAGCAAACCUACUGCUAAGGAGAAGUCUCUAGCUGAUAAGUUUAAAAGCCAAGGAGGUGCGCAAGUAAUGGAGUUCUGUCCGCACGGUACGCGCGCGGAAUGCGUGCGCGCAUACAAAGCGCAGGAGAGCGAGAGACCAACGGACGGACAGACGCAAAGCUACGGGUGUAAGAAACUGCACUUUAAGAAGAUCAUACAGAGUCACACGGAUGAAACGCUCGGUGAUUGUUCGUUUUUGAACACCUGCUUUCAUAUGGACACUUGCAAGUAUGUACAUUACGAAGUGGAUAACGCAGACCCCAAUGUCGCAGCAAGUAAAACUGCAGUGGAACAGCCCAUGAAAUCGGGACAAAAUGGCACAAAUGUGGUGUCGACCGUUAAACCGGAUGGAGUUCUGACGUUGACCCCCCCACAGUGGAUUCAGUGCGACUUGAGAUAUCUCGACAUGACGUUCUUGGGUAAAUUCGCGGUGAUAAUGGCGGAUCCGCCGUGGGACAUUCACAUGGAACUGCCGUACGGCACCAUGUCCGAUGACGAGAUGAGGUGCCUCGGCGUGCCGCAGCUGCAGGACAGCGGCCUCAUCUUCCUCUGGGUCACCGGCAGGGCCAUGGAGCUGGGCCGGGAGUGCCUCAAGCUGUGGGGCUACGAGCGAGUGGACGAGCUGAUCUGGGUGAAGACGAACCAGCUGCAGCGGAUCAUUAGAACAGGCAGAACUGGCCACUGGCUCAACCAUGGGAAGGAGCAUUGCUUGGUGGGAAUGAAAGGCAACCCGGAAAAUUUAAAUAGAGGACUGGAUUGUGACGUCAUAGUGGCUGAGGUACGAGCGACGUCGCACAAGCCGGACGAAAUAUAUGGUAUCAUAGAGAGGCUCAGUCCAGGCACAAGGAAAAUAGAAUUAUUUGGUCGGCCUCACAAUGUGCAGCCCAACUGGAUAACCCUGGGAAACCAAGUGGACGGAGUACGUUUGGUAGACCCAGAGUUAAUAGCAGCCUUCAAGAAAAGAUACCCUGAUGGCAACUGCAUGGCCCCACCACCUCCAGAUCCCGGCCUCGCCUAGCGAAUCUAGUCUAAUAUAAACGCUGUAUAAGUGUCCAAUUUUUUAAGUUUAAAAACAAUUUACAUCGUUCAGAGUAUAUGUGAAUUUAGGGAUAGUUCAAAUAUUUUAUUUUAAUCCAUUUAAAUUUUUUUAUUACUGAAACAAUUUUAUUCUUAUGUGAUAAUCGUCCUAUGAAUGUGAUCUUUCACGUUUCUUAUUCAAUUACUGCAAAUAAUUGAGAGUACCUACUAUUUUUAAACUACAAACUAAUCUAAAAAUAGUAUUAUUAAAUACUCGUGAUGGUAGAGAUUGACUUGUGACUUUUUUUAAUUUUAAACAAUUACAUACCUCGUAUGUAUACAAUA